CAAUUUCUAUAACUUAGUCCACACACUCUCACCAAACCAAACACAUGAUCCAUUAUUUUUUUGAUUAACUUGUCUUUUAUCAUUUUCCUCACUCAACCACUCAAAUCCACACAUGAAAAGAGAGAGACGCAAGAAAAUGACCACUUUCUUGCAUGUCUGUCUGUAAAACAAUAUAAACAAAUCCAUCCAGCAACUCUACCUAGCUAACUGCUUCUAGCUCAUUCCUUGGUCAAAGUUGAGUGCAAUUAUUCAAGCAACUUUGUGCUCCUCAAGAAAACCACUCACCUUCUUUCCCUGAAAGAAAGGAAGUUUUAUUAAUGCCACCAUUCUCCGUUACACUUCACAUUCUCUUUAAUUAGAAUAUGAUGCAAACAAAACCUUAUCACUUCCCAUGACAACUUGAUCAUCAAACCUUCACUCUUUACAUCCCAUCAAUGGAUGGGCUUCUAAAGUCCCAAAUUCCUCUUAAUGAUCGUUCCCUCAUUGCUCUCUUCAAAUCAUCACCUUCUUCUUCGUCCUUGUCUUCUUCUUCGACCGUCAAAGAAGUCCUUCAUUCCUCGUCCCUGGUUCAAACCAGGUACGAGGUUUCUAACGAUGUAGCAGACUUGAGUUCGGAACAAAAACAAAAAUGUUCUCACAUAAUAGAAAAUGGAGCAAUUCAAGGUGUGAGGUUCAUCAAUGGCAUUGUUGGUCAGAGUGGAAUGGAGUGGAAGGAUGUGGAGAACCGGUUCGACCAACUUGGUCGAACCGGUUCUGGAGCCGAACCGGUUGUGGCAUGGUCCGAAUUUGGCUCCUGCGUUGGGAUGCAGUCAUCACCCGAGUUUGCCAAUGAAUUGCUAAGAGCGUUGAGAGGAGGCAAGCAUUGGAAAUCCAAUAUCACCAAAACUGAUUUGUACAAUCUUUGGUUUCGGAUGAAGGACAAUUCUUUUAACUCGAGAUUGCGAAUCUUCUUUGACAUGUGUAACAGAAACAAGGACGGAAGAGUCACCGAAACAGAUAUAAAACAGACAAUUUUAUUAACCGCUUCUACAAAUAAGCUAUCCGUGACACAUGAUGAAGCAGAGGACUAUGCCUCUUUGAUCAUGGAAUCUCUCGACAAGAAAAAGAAAGGCUACAUUGAGACAUCUCAAAUGGGGUCUCUAUUCAAGGCAAGUCUAUCAAAGGCACAUUCUCCAAUGAAACAAGUAGCAGCAACAGGAAGCAGCAUACAGAAUGUUCACAAGACUAAUGGUGGUGACUUUUGUGAUGAAGAAGAAGAACCAAUGUCAUGGACGGAAGUGUUGUUCAGAACGUACUGGAGACGUUGUUGGGUUGUUCUACUUUGGGUGCUUGCAUGUUUGGGGUUAUUUGUGUGGAAAUUUGUCCAGUAUAGCCAUAGAUCAGGGUUUGAAGUCAUGGGUUAUUGCCUUCCCACUGCUAAAGGUGCAGCUGAGACGUUAAAACUCAACAUGGCUCUCGUUCUUCUUCCGGUUUGUAGAAACACAAUCACGUGGCUCCGCAAACACCGUCCCAUCAACUCUGUCAUUCCAUUCAAUGACAACAUUAACUUCCACAAGUUGAUUGCAGGAGGAAUAGUGGUGGGAGUGAUAUUGCACGGUGGGACGCACCUGGCGUGUGAUUUUCCGAGAAUUAGUGAGUCAGACAGAUCGAUAUUCCGGCAAACGAUUGCGGCGGGGUUCGGUUACCACCGGCCGACGUACGUGGAAUUAUUGGCCACGACGGAGGUGACGAGUGGGAUAGGCAUGGUGGUGUUAAUGGGCGUCGCAUUUCCGCUGGCGACGAAGUGGCCAAGGCGUCGGUCACCGGUGCUGCCGGUGUCCCUCCGACGUGUCACCGGAUACAACACCUUUUGGUAUUCCCACCAUUUGUUUGUCCUCGUCUAUGCCUUGCUCAUCAUUCACUCCAUGUUCUUGUUCCUUACCGACAAGUUGAUGGAGAAAACGACAUGGAUGUACAUUGCUUUUCCAGUUUUGUUAUACGCCGGAGAAAGGAUCUUUCGAGCCAUUAGAUCUGGAUCUUACGAAGUUGAUAUUUUGAAGGCAAGUCUAUAUCCAGGAAAAGUUUUGUACCUCAAAAUUCAAAAACCAGAAGGUUUUAAGUUCCAAAGUGGCAUGUAUAUAUUCCUUCAGUGCCCCCAAAUUUCGCCCUUUGAAUGGCAUCCGUUUUCCUUGACUUCAGGACCACGAGAUGAUUACCUCAGUGUGCACAUUAGAACACUCGGAGACUGGAGCUACCAAAUAUAUGCUCUAUUCCAAGAGGCGGUGUUAUCACGAUCACAAGGGUGUCCAAAACUGUACAUAGAUGGCCCUUAUGGCUCUGCUGCUCAAGACCAUGUAAAGUAUGACAUUCUGGUACUAAUUGGUCUUGGCAUAGGAGCCACACCUUUCAUUAGCAUCCUUAAAGAUGUAGUUAAAAGUGUCCAGACAACGCAAAUUGAUGAUAGUGGUCUCAGAAAAUGCAGCUUAACAAAGGGUCCAUUAAAAGCAUAUCUUUAUUGGGUUACAAGAGAGCCAAACUCUUUUGACUGGUUUAGAGAUGUCAUGAAGGAAAUCUCAAAUUCAACCAAAAAGCAGUCGGUUGUGGAGAUGCACAAUUUCCUGACCAGUGUACAUCCAGAAGGAGAUAUUCGUUCAGCUUUGCUAAGUGUGAUUCAGGCCUUGCAUUUUGCCAAGAAUGGCACUGACAUAGUUUCCAGGACUCCAAUACACACGCAUUUUGCUCGACCAAAUUGGUUCAACAUAUUUUCUAGAUUGGCUCGCAAGCAUGGAGGAGCUAAGAUUGGGGUUUUCUAUUGCGGCCCAUCUAAAUUAGCAAGAGAGUUGAAGAAGUUAUGCACCAAAUUUUCCACCAAAACCACAACUAGAUUUGUUUUCCACAAGGAAAACUAUUAAACUUGUUUCUGAAGCAACGAUAACCAAUUCCUUAAUUAGGAAACCAGGGUUACCUUAAGAAUCUUGGGCAGUUUCCUUUUAUUUCGCCAGAGAAUCUGUAUAUAUAUUUGCUGCUCUGGUGUCUCAUACAUACCAACUUUAAGGAGUGGUUCAGCAAUUGACAAAAUGAAAGAUAAUACGUCAGUCACAUUGAUCGUUGUAACUUGUAAGUUGAGUAUCUAUCCAUGUUAUUUCUGUAUUUCCUAUACACCUCAGGUAGCAAACCAUACUUUUAGGAGAAGUAUAAAUGAUGAAUAAAUUUUAAUAAGUACGACAGUGACUAUUCUAUUUAUUACAACCAUACUUUGUAAUUA
Messenger RNA from Cajanus cajan (pigeon pea), 3244 nucleotides. Its product is annotated as respiratory burst oxidase homolog protein A. The record is from RefSeq and is a predicted model, not a curated record. Gene Ontology annotation, cellular component: plasma membrane. Gene Ontology annotation, molecular function: peroxidase activity; NAD(P)H oxidase H2O2-forming activity. NCBI's taxonomy places the organism in Eukaryota, Viridiplantae, Streptophyta, Magnoliopsida, Fabales, Fabaceae.